AUGCUGACGAUUUCUUAUAAGGUUCCUCAACUUUUAUCUCCAGUGGUAUCGGCACUGCAACCUUUUCUUGAAAGCUUACUUCAACGUGGUCUGGAAAGAUUUGCUAAUUUAGCAAAAAGCUACAAAGAACUACAGUUAGACUUAGUCGAGUAUUUUGGCAGAUUCAGGCACCGAACAGCUAGAGUUCAUUGCUCCAUCCUUGGAACAACAGCUCCCAUUCUGCUUACAGUGGAACACUUCUCUUCUCUUGCAGCUUACAGUGGGUGUUUAAGUGCUGGAAAUAUGAUGGUGAACAAAAAUUAUAAUUAG
This is a messenger RNA of Vicia faba (fava bean), 309 nucleotides long. The record is from the annotation of a GenBank genome assembly. Lineage: Eukaryota; Viridiplantae; Streptophyta; Magnoliopsida; Fabales; Fabaceae.